GUUUCCAUUAGUCUCCGUGCAACAAUGGCAGCCUCCUUCGGUGUGUGCAGGUUACACAUGAGUGGAAGGCGAAGCCUGUCAAAGUGCCUUCAAACGUAUGAUCUACUUGUUCGUAGACAGUUCGGAAAAAAUAACGUAGCCGAACAAGCCAAGACAUUGAAUAAGACAGAUGAAUUUGAACCAAAGGAUGGGCUCAAGUCGUUUUAUGCGGUCUUGGAAGAGAGACAAGAGCAAGCGGAAAGAUCUGUCCUCAUUAGCUGUCAAGCCAAAACCAACGAGAAGAAGUUUAUGAAGUAUCUUUCAAGACAUGGACCAAUCAACACAUGUUUCUUUUAUGAAAGCUAUAGUACAUAUGCGGUGGUGGAGUUUGCCAACAAGGAGAGCAUCACAUCACUUUAUGAAGGGACCGCCAUCCCCACUAUCAAUCAUGAAGCCAUGGUGCCUUUCAAGUCCCGGCUGCUCUCUCUCAAAAGUAACGGCCCAGCAGACCUGUCUGACGGCCAGUCGCUUCCCCAGUACCAGCCCCAGACCACCACCCCCAUCAGUGAGCUCAUACAGAGGCUAUCCAAGGAGGAGAGUAUAGACCAGCAGAUGCUGUCCUUGACGGCGAUGUACCAGCUGACCGAGGAGAACAUCUGCCUGCGCUUCCUGGUGUGCUCGCUGCUCCAGGACAUCGCCGCCGCCUACUUCCCAGAAUGCCUCAUCCGGCCGUUCGGCUCGACCGUCAACGGGUUCGGCAAGCUGGGCUGUGACCUGGACAUGUUCCUGGAUCUGGACCGGAUCAGUGGGCGGAACGUGAAGCCGAAAGCAGGCUAUUCCCUGGAGUUCCAGUUGAAGAGGGCCAACUCCGAGCGGGCCGUGACCCAGAGCAUCCUCUCCGUCAUCGGGGAGUGCGUGGACCAGUUUGGGCCGGGCUGCGUGGGGGUGCAGAAGAUCCUGAACGCCCGCUGUCCCCUGGUCCGCUUCGCCCACCAGCCCUCGGGCUUCCAGUGUGACCUCACCGCCAACAACAGGGUGGCGAUGAAGAGCUCCGAGCUGCUGUACCUGUACGGGGGGCUAGACCCCCGGGUUCGCCCCCUGGUGUUCAGCGUGCGGUGCUGGGCCCGGGCCCACAGCAUCACCAGCAGCAUCCCCGGAGCCUGGGUCAGCAACUUCUCCCUGACCGUCAUGGUGCUGUUCUUCCUCCAGAGACGCAGCCCCCCCAUCCUGCCCACCCUGGAGCACCUCAGAGGCCUGGCAGGCCCCGGCGACAGGAGCGUCAUCGAGGGGAACGACUGCACGUUCGUCAGCGACGUCGGCAAGGUGCAGCUGCAGAGCAACACGGAGACGCUAGCGACACUGCUGCAGGAGUUCUUCGAGUUCUACGGCAGCUUCGCGUUCAACCGAAUGUCUAUAGACAUCAGGAAGGGGAAGGAGCAGAACAAGCCCGAGCCGUCGGCGCUCCACAUCCAGAACCCAUUCGAGCCGACCCUGAACGUGAGCAAGAACGUCAACGCGGCCCAGCUGGGCCGCGUGGUGACCCUCUGUCAGGAGGCGGCCUGGAUCCUCCAGCAGCAGGAGUUCGGCGCCCCCCCCGGCCGGGAAGCCAGCCCCGGCGGGGGGCGCGCCCCCUGGGGCCUGGCCGCCCUGCUGCUGCCCUCCAACCAGGCGGCCCGCACCACAGGCCGCCAGAAGAAGAGGAUGGAGCCGGCCAGCGCCAGGAUCAAGAGCCUGCUGGAGAGUCUGAAAAGCCCGGCUCAGAAGAAGAAGAGCUAGGAGGGGAGAGAGGUGACCAGGCUCUCCACCAGAGGUCGCUGUUCACACCAUCCGUCAUCGGACCCUUUAGUAGAGUGGUGACAGGCCACAAGCGGCACUCUCGUCCUGGCCCCCCGAGACAGGGCCGAGGCGGUACGGCGGACUCCGCUACGUGACUCUGCGACCGAGCGGUUUCGCGAUAAGCAAAGACUCUGUCUCCGUGGCAACGACACCACUGCGCAUGUUAGACGUGCUAAAACCGAAAACCUUGCACACACUUAUGUCUGUAUUUUACUUUGUUUAGUUAGGAAGUAAAUGUACAUGGCUUGUUGUGUUUUCAAAUAAAUGCCCUUAUACAGGAUGGACUUUUAAAACUU
Messenger RNA from Osmerus eperlanus (European smelt), 2111 nucleotides. RefSeq names its product mitochondrial poly(A) polymerase (gene mtpap). NCBI's taxonomy places the organism in Eukaryota, Metazoa, Chordata, Actinopteri, Osmeriformes, Osmeridae. Gene Ontology annotation, cellular component: mitochondrion. The coding region runs from base 25 to 1755 and encodes 576 amino acids. The transcript has 9 exons. Gene Ontology annotation, molecular function: poly(A) RNA polymerase activity. The record is from RefSeq and is a predicted model, not a curated record.